Rhinopithecus roxellana (golden snub-nosed monkey) is the source of this 1734-nucleotide messenger RNA. Its product is annotated as golgin A6 family like 10. Lineage: Eukaryota; Metazoa; Chordata; Mammalia; Primates; Cercopithecidae. The record is from RefSeq and is a predicted model, not a curated record.
CCGCAACCCCGCCUCCCUACCCACCCUGUGAUGUCGGAAACAACACGACAGGGCAAAUUGACUGUAGCCAAGAAAAAGUUAAAAGAAUAUUGGCAGAGGAAGAGCCCUGGUGUUCCAGCAGGAGCCAACAGGAAAAAGAAAAUCAAUGGCAGUAGCCCUGACACAGCAGCUUCUGGUGGUUACCGCUCACCUGGGGAUUCAGCAACAGGGAUCCACAGGGAGGCCCCUGCAUCAUCUGCUACCCUGAAGGAUCUGGAGGUAAGAGGUCCUGGGCCGAGCCGGUGCCAAGAACUAGCAGUAGCCCUGGACUCAAGCGCCACAAUAAUCAGUCAACUCAGUGAAAACAUCCAUUCACUGGGAAGAGUUCGCACAUUGAACAAGGAGAAGCAGCAUGAGAUACAUCGGGUACAGAAGCUUGGGAGGAGCUUGUUCAAACUCAAACACCAGAGGGCUGAACCCCGGGCCCCAGAGCCCCCAGCAGGAUACUCUUAGGUGGAGCAGUUACAAGAUGAGACCAAACACCUAAGGAAGGAGCUGGAGAGUCUGGGAAGACAGCUCCAGGCCGAGGUGGAAAACAAUCAGAUGUUGAGUCUCCUGAAUAGGAAACAGGAGGAGAGGCUACGUGCGCAGGAGGAGAGGCUACGUGCGCAGGAGGAGAGGCUGCGUGAGCAGGAGGGGAGGCUGCGUGCGCAGGAGGGGAGGCUGCGUGCGCAGGAGGGGAGGCUGCGUGCGCAGGAGGGGAGGCUGCGUGCGCAGGAGAGGCUGCCAGAGCAGGAGAGGCUGCUGGAGCAGGUGGAGAAGCUGUUGGAACAGGAGAGGUGGCAGGAGGAGCAGGAGAGGCUGCUGGACCAGGAGAGGCUGCUGGACCAGGUGGAGGAGCUGCUGAAACAGGAGAGGCUGCGGGAGCAGGAGAGGCUGCUGGAGGAGAUGGAGAAACUGUUGGAACAGCAGAGACGGCAGCAGGAGCAGAAGAGGCUGCUGGACCAGAAGGAGGAGCUGCUGAAACAAGAGAGGCUAUGGGAGCAGGAGAGGCUGUUGGAGGAGGUGGAGAAGUUGUUGCAGCAGGAGAGGCGGCAGGAGGAGCAGAAGAGGCUGCUGAAGCAGAGAGGCUGCUGGACCAGGUGGAGGAGCUGCUGGAAUGGGAGAGGCUGUGGGAGCAGGAUCAGAGGCUGUGGGAGCAGAAGACACUGUGGGAGCUGGAGAGGCUGUGGGAGCUGGAGAGGAUGCUGGAGCUGGGGUAGGAAGCCCUCUAUGAGCAGCGGGCCCAGCCACACAGUGGCUUCGAGGAGCUGGAACAACGAGAACAAGAGCGCACUGCAGUUGGAGCAGCAAGUAAAGGAGAUGAAGAAGCUGGGAGCACCUGGAAGCGACCAGCCAGCGGAAACAGCAGCUAAAGCCCAGCUGAGCCUCAUGGCUCUCCCUGGGGAAGGAGAUGGAGGAGGACAUCUGGACAGUAAGGAGGAGGAGGCACCUCAGCCCAUGCUGAGCAUCCUGGAGGACCUGGAGAGCCAGGAGGCCAUGGUGGCAUUUUUCAACUUCGCUGGAGCCCAUGCCCAAGAGGAGCAAAGACUGUGCUGCCAGCGCCUGGCUCAGCAGGUCUCAUCCCAGAAGCCAGAGGCAGCGGCCCCAGCCCCAGGGACUGGGGGUGAGUUUGUGUGUGCGGAGACCCACCGGGGCCCGCAGGGGGCCAUGGAGAAGGUGCAGCGACUUUAUGGAAGGAGAAGGUGGACCUGA